Molecule: messenger RNA, 741 nt
Organism: Mercenaria mercenaria
Lineage: Eukaryota; Metazoa; Mollusca; Bivalvia; Venerida; Veneridae
Exons: 2
Coding region: 1-741 (246 amino acids)
Source: RefSeq, a predicted model, not a curated record
AUGAGAGAUGCUAACAUCGUAACUCCCUACAAAAAUAAGGGUGACCGCAGCGACUGCAACAACUAUCGAGGCAUAUCGCUGCUCAGCAUUGUCGAAAAACUGUCCGCUCGCAUUAUCCUAACAAGACUACAGCAACUGGCCGAGAGAAUAUAUCGAGAGUCUCAAUGCGGUUUCUGUGCCAAGAGGUGUACUGUAGACAUAAUAUUCUCCCUACGCCAACUCCAAGAGAAAUCCCGAGAACAGAACCAACCCAUGUACACCGCUUUCAUUGAAUUAACAAAGAUGUUUGACCUUUAUCUAUGCUCUACCAACUCCAACAUACUUUCACUUGAUGUAGAAAUCAACAAAAGAAUCGGAAAAGCAUCCACAACCCUCUUAAAGCUCACCAAAAGAGACUUGGAAAACAAACACCUGACCACAGCGACAAAAAUGAAGGACUACAAAGCCUGUGUCAUCAGUACCCUACACUACGGCAGUGAAUCUUGGACAACACAUACAGCACAAGAAAGAAAACUUGAGGUAUUUCAACUUUGUUGCCUGAGCAAAGUACUAGGCAACACUUGGAAAGACAAGGUGACCGCCAAUGCCGCCUACGCUGGCUCAGUCAAGCCCACAGAAUGGAUGGUGGACGCAUACCAAAGGACCUACCGUACGGGGAACUUGCCACAGGAGCAAGGAGUAGAGGGCGGUCACACACCUUCGGUUCUAGGGCGUCUGCAAGAGAGACCUAAACGGAUAUAG